AUAAAGUUUCUAUUACCGCAAUCGAAGUUUUCAAGGGAAUACUUUGCUAACUUCACUACAAUAUUUUUCUCUUGGCUAGUCGGAUAUUGUGAGGUCAGGGAAUCAGAAGUCCAAGGAAAAAUGGAGAAGAACGUAGUCUGCAUCCCUAAAUGCAGGUUUUUGGAGAGCACCAAUUGUGUAGGGAUGUGCACAAACCUAUGCAAGAUUCCAACUCAAAGGUUCAUCAAAGAUUCACUUGGGAUGCCCAUCAACAUGGUUCCAAAUUUUGAAGAUAUGAGCUGUGAGAUGAUCUUCGGCCAGCACCCUCCAGCAGAUGAUCCAACAUUGAAGCAACCUUGCCUCCGGACAUCAUGCAUAGCAAAGCAAACACAUGGUGUGAACUGCUCCAGUUGACGACAAAGGCUGAAGGGUACAAGCAAGAAAAGUUCCAAUCAUUUUAAAGGCCAAUACAAUUGAUUUUAAUUAAUUGUUUUAACUGGCAAAUAUCCCUGCCAAUAAUAGUCGUGAUGUAUAAUAUUGACUUCUUAUUGUCAGCAGAGGGGCUAUGAGCAUCACUCACAGAUUAACUACCUCUGCCACCCAAAGUGAAGUUCCUAAGACUACUAAAACAGUUUUGUGAAGCAGAGGUUGGAAUGAAGUUCUUUUGUUGCAUUUCAAUGCAUCCAUACACCUCCAUAAGCAUGAUCACAGAUCUGUGCAGGAUAGGAAGAAUUAUAAGAUUCAGAGUGAUAUCUAAAUACAAUAAAGAAAUCAUCUUAUAAAUCCUGGCC
Molecule: messenger RNA, 770 nt
Organism: Elaeis guineensis (African oil palm)
Lineage: Eukaryota; Viridiplantae; Streptophyta; Magnoliopsida; Arecales; Arecaceae
Product: beta-carotene isomerase D27, chloroplastic
Biological process (GO): strigolactone biosynthetic process
Cellular component (GO): plastid
Molecular function (GO): cis-trans isomerase activity; iron ion binding
Source: RefSeq, a predicted model, not a curated record